Molecule: messenger RNA, 1605 nt
Organism: Colletotrichum graminicola M1.001
Lineage: Eukaryota; Fungi; Ascomycota; Sordariomycetes; Glomerellales; Glomerellaceae
Product: cytochrome P450
Exons: 6
Coding region: 1-1605 (534 amino acids)
Molecular function (GO): monooxygenase activity; oxidoreductase activity, acting on paired donors, with incorporation or reduction of molecular oxygen; iron ion binding
Source: RefSeq, a predicted model, not a curated record
AUGGCGUUCGAGGCAAAUCACUUGUGGCUCUGGCUGGGCCUCGCGGCCAUGGGAGGCGUGAUAUACAGUCAUCGUGGACGACGAAACGAGGAGCACCGCACAAAAGAGCCGGUUCAGUCUGACAGUCACCAGGUCGCCGGCAUCGUCGUCUACCGCCUCUUCUUCCACCCGCUGGCCAAGUACCCGGGUCCGCUGGUCGCCAAAAUCACCGACGGCUACCAGCUCUACCACGCCUGGAACGGCGACCGCCAUCUGGACUUUUACAAGCUUCACAACAAAUACGGCAAGAUCGUCCGCUUCGGCCCCAACUCGCUCUCCUUCAACUCGGCCGCCUCCCUCAAGGACAUCUACGGCUUCCGCACCAACGUCCGCAAGGCCGAGUUCUACAACGCCUUUGUCCACCCGGCCCCCAACACCCACAACGCCCGCGACAAGGACGUCCACGCCCGCAAGCGCCGCGUCCUCGCCCACGGCUUCUCCGACAGCGCCAUGAAGGAGAUGGAGCGCUACAUCCUCGCCAACGUGCGCUGCUUCACCGCCGAGUUGGGCCGCGGCGACGCCGCCGCCGACUCCAAGGGCUGGUCCGCCCCCAAGAACAUGACCGACUGGUGCAACUACCUCGCCAUGGACAUCCUCGGCGACCUCUCCUUUGGCAAGGCCUUCCACAUGCUCGAGGCCCCCGAUAACCGAUUCGCCCUCGACCUGAUCGCCGCCGCCACCAAGAGGCAUCUCCUGUGCGGCACCAUGCCCAUUGUCGACAAGCUCAAGCUCGACAGGCUCCUGUUCCCGACCAUCGCGGCAGGCCGUGCGCGGUACAUGGCCUACAGCAAGGCCCAGCUGACGGAGCGCACCAAGCUGGGCGAGGAUACGGACCGCCGCGACUUCUUCUACUACCUCCUCAAGGCCCGCGACCCGGAGACGGGGCUGGGCUUCUCCGUCCCCGAGCUCUGGGGCGAGUCGAACCUGCUCAUCAUCGCCGGCGCCGACACGACGUCGACCGCCAUGGCGGCCACCUUCUUCUACCUUGUCCGCAACCCCGAGGCGCUUGCCAAGGCGACGGCCGAGGUCCGCGGCAAGUUCUCCGACGUCGAGGACAUCCGCCAGGGCGCGGCGCUCAACACGUGCACCUACCUCCGCGCCUGCAUCGACGAGGCCAUGCGGCUGUCGCCCUCGGUCGGCGGCCUCCUCCCGCGCGAGGUGCUGGCGGGCGGCGCGACCGUCGACGGCGCCCGCGUGCCUGCCGGCACCGUCGUCGGCACGCCGCACUACGCGAUCCACCACAACGAGGACUACUUCCCGAACGCGUACGCGUACGUCCCGGAGCGGUGGAUCGUCGGCGCGCGCAACCCCGCGGCCACGGCGGCGACGACGACGGAGGAGGACGUGGCGCGGGCGCAGAACGCCUUCUGCCCCUUCAGCAUGUCGACGACGAUCGCGCGGACGCUGUUCCUGUACGACGCGCGCAGGGCCGUCGGCGUCGUUGACCCGGCCGAGGGGCGGCCGGAGCUGCCCGAGGGGCGGAGGCGGGCGUCGGAGAUGCAGCUGUUUGACACGUUUACGAGCAUGAAGGACGGGCCGAUGGUCGAGUUCCGGGCGAGGGCGUGA